AUGGGUUCAGCCCACCCAGACAAUCCCUCCGCUCGACCGAACGAGCACUCUAAUAGAGACAUGGGAGAAGACAAUACGCAUCGGCUUCUCGCCGUCCUCCCACAAAUCCUCAAGUCAAACCCAGACGCGGCCUCCACUCUGAUCCAGUGCGGCAACAAGGCUGUCCACGAUGCCGCCGCGCCGUUCGUCUACCGCGAGCUCGACGUCCACAUCGACUUCCCCGGGACCCUGGGCCUUGGCACAGUCGGCAACCAGAUUCAGGGGACUUCUGAUAAGAAUCGACCCUGCUGCCCAGGAUACAACUCCAAACCCAAGCUUUGGGCUGUCUUCCGGAACCCAAGCUACGCCGAUCACGUGCGAGUCCUGCGCUUCCGGCAGCCAUGUUCGACUCACACACCUGUGGAGAUCGACGAGGGCACGCGCUCACUCGAUCGUACCGAGGCAUGGGAUCUCGCUGCCAGCCUCCUCGCCCACCUUCCUCACAUCGAAGACCUGAUCUGGGAGACGAGCCUCGGUGUGGGAGACAGCCUGUGGAAGGCCAUUUCUUCCCUCCAACACCUCCGGCGACUGAAGAUCAUCGCUCCGCAGCCUCACCCCGCCUGCAUCACUGCCCCACCAGUGUACCCGCGAAUCACUCCAGCACUACAGCAGAGCGCCCCGCCGGGCUUUGAGUCCAUGAGCACCCCGGAGCCAGGGGAUGGGCGAGCCCGUGCCACGGGGAUGAAGGGCAUGGCCCUCGGCGUAGCCUGGGAAGACCUCGAGGAACUUUCCCUCGACAACUUGAGCGCGCAAGGGAUCAUGACUGGCCUCUAUGAGGGAGUCAACCAGCCCCGACUGCACACUCUCUCGCUCUCCACACACUUUGCAGACUUGCGGCUCUGCGAGUCUAUUGCAAUGUUUGGCAGCCUCGGAAGUCUGAAGCAUCUGACUCUCGCCACUUCUGGCACGAAGCUGAACGCUGAAUGUCUCCGAGUUAUUCUCGCAGGGUGCUCUUCUUUGGAGAGCCUGCGUCUGAACGACGUGGAAGGUCGCCUGGACAAAAACACCUGGAACAUGAUCGACUGCUGGCCGCAGACGUUGACGUCGCUAGUCAUUGACAUAUCCGAAUCGGGGCCUCACCACUCUUGGGUCCUCAAGCACCUCGAGUCCAUCGAAGCUAUUCCCGUUAGCCAGCUCAAGCGCUUCCACAUCCGACGAGCGCUACACCCAGUCGCCACCCUGCCGUGGCCUCCUGCAAACGUAGUCCAGCCCGUCCCGCUGCCUACUCAUGCUCUCGGACAGAUCCCAGCCACUUUCCUCAAUCUCAUCACCGAGGAGGGAAGUAUGCUGGAGGACCUGUGCAUCGAUUGGUGGGAGAUGUCCCAGUCUGACCUCGAGGCUAUCCUUACGAAUUGCCCGCGCCUCCGCUGCCUUCAAGUUGCAGCCUCGACUUCUAUCCUGGAGAUCAUCGGUAUGACAACUGCAUUCGGGUCUGUACCCGAUCUGGAGCAGCUGUCCGUCACGACAGACCCGAUCCACGCCAACACCGCGCCGAAGGCGAAGCCUGCCAAGUCCAAGAAGGACGCGGCUGAUCUUCCGCCGUUCCUCGCGAAGAGGAUGGCCGAAACUGACCCGACACUGGUCGAGGUCCGUGAGCUGCGCCGCUUCGCCAGACGGCUGCCAAACUUCCGUAUCCUCCGCUGGAUGGGGAGACAAGGCAAGGGGGAGUGGCGCUUCUCCGCUUCCAAGCGCUCAACUCUGACGCCGAUAGACUUUAUUCACUCGGUGUACCUCACUCUGCAGGUGUGGGAGGACUGCCAGAGAUCUACCAACCCCGUGUACACCUUCGAAGAAGACGAUGAGGCUACUAGCAUCGGCCUCUCCCUCGAGCUUCCUGCGUCACCAGCCCGGUCUGCUUCCGACCUACCGCCACUGUCGCGGACGACAACGGGUAGCAGCUGUUCGAUCUCCUCCUCAGUGACCCCGCCGGCGUCUAUUCGGCGAGGCUCCACGCAGACCGAGUCGGUGAACGGGUCCGUCCUUGGUCUCGAUUGGGAGCCCCUGAACCGCAGCAACAAGCAGGCUCCUAGUCUCGGGUCACCGACCAGCACCACCAACUGGUCCCAGGUUCAGACUCCUCCAAGCCCCAGCAACAAGACGUCGAAGAGUGCCGACUCCAAGCCUCCCUCCAACCGGCGGCGCAGGGAAUCGAGCAGGGCGACUUCCCCGAGCAAGUCGUCGUCCUCCGCGAAGUCGGCCGGGUUCAAGUCGAUCCCCGCCAGCAGGUCAGCGUCCCCCGUCAAACCCUCGCCUCCGGGGCGCGGCCCAACGUGCAGCCUGCCCUCGAAGCCGGUGGCGAUGAGGGAGCCGGUGCAGCGCCACGUCCCUGGUGCGGCGCCUCCGACGAAGAAGCGAUCGCCGGAGAAGAAGGAGAAGAAGGCGGCCACGGCAGCGGCCGCUGCGGCUGCGGUCGCAUCGGCCCUAGCGAUGCCGAAGCGAGAUGUCAGCGACGGCUGGACCAAGGUCGGCGACGGUCGCCGGAAGAAGUGA
This is a messenger RNA of Trichosporon asahii var. asahii CBS 2479, 2529 nucleotides long. RefSeq lists its product as uncharacterized. The coding region runs from base 1 to 2529 and encodes 842 amino acids. Lineage: Eukaryota; Fungi; Basidiomycota; Tremellomycetes; Trichosporonales; Trichosporonaceae. The record is from RefSeq and is a predicted model, not a curated record. The transcript is spliced from 6 exons.